Molecule: messenger RNA, 4664 nt
Organism: Calypte anna (Anna's hummingbird)
Lineage: Eukaryota; Metazoa; Chordata; Aves; Apodiformes; Trochilidae
Gene: MTMR12
Product: myotubularin related protein 12
Exons: 16
Coding region: 181-2406 (741 amino acids)
Source: RefSeq, a predicted model, not a curated record
UUCCGGCUCCUGCUACCCGCGCUGCCGUCGCCGCAGCAGCGGUGCCCGCCGCUGUCGUUUCCUCCGCCGCCGCGGACUUUCUCCUGCAGCAGCGUCUUUGAGGAGGGGGCCGGUGAAGCGACGCCUUCGCCGGUCGGUGCCUCCUCGGGCUCCAGCGGCAGACGGGAGGCGAUCGAAGCCAUGUUGGGCAGCGGGGCCAGGGCGGCCAAGCCCUCGUUCGUCUCCUACAUCAGCCCCGAGGAAAUACUCAUAAAGGAACCCAUAGAAAAGGAAGUAAGUCUUCGCCUAUUACCAGGUGAACUGCUGCUUUGUGAGGCAAACACAGUAUACAAGUAUAUGCCAGAAGAUGGGUCAAAUCGUGGCACCUAUGGGAAACUUGUAUGCACAAACUUCAAGAUUGCUUUCCUGGAUGAUGAUUCUACUUCAGAUGAUAAUGAGCCACAGUUUAAGAAUAAGAUUGUAGGAGAAAAUGACAUAACCCUGCAGUGUGUAGACCAAAUCUAUGGAGUUUUUGAUGAGAAAAAGAAACUUCUAACCGGUCAACUGAGAAAAUACCCAGAGAUACUAAUAAUCUACUGUAAAGACCUUAGAGUAUGUCAUUUCUGCUUGAGAUAUACAAAAGAAGAGGAAGUAAAGAGAAUCGUCAGUGGUAUAGUUCAUCAUAGCCAGACUCCUAAGCUGCUUAAACGCUUGUUUCUGUUCUCUUAUGCAUCAGCUGCCCCAAACAACACAGAUGGAAGAAACCAAACUGUGAUGUUUGAUACUCUUGAGGACUGGCGUGGUGAGUUGGAGCGAACCAAAGGGAAUAUGAAAUACAAAGUAGUGACUAUCAAUGAAGACUACAGAGUCUCUGAAAAGUUGCCUUUGUAUUUUGUUGUUCCUAUAUGUGUUUCUGAAGAGAGUAUCUUGAAGUAUGAAGGCAGAGGCAUUCCUAUUUGGUGCUGGUCUUGCCAUAAUGGUGCUGCUCUUCUCAAAAUGUCUGCAUUUCCCAAAGAACAGGAUGACAGCACUUCACAAAUGCAAAAAGCCUUCUUGGAUGGAAUCUAUAAGACAAUUAGCAAACCUCCCUAUGAACUGCUGAAGACAGAUGACUUGUCAAGUAGCCUUCCAUCUCUGCAAGAGAUCCAGACUGCAUACACAAAAUUUAAACAGCUGUUUUGGAUAGAUAACAGUGCAGACUUCUGGGCAACUGAUGUGAAAUGGUUUUCAUUACUGGAGAGCACAAACUGGCUAGAGAUAAUCAGGCGAGUCUUGAAAAAAGCAAUUGAAGUUGUUGAAUGUCUGGAAAGACAGAAUACAAAUGUUCUCCUUAUAGAAGAGAGUGCUACUGAUAUGUGUUGUGUAAUCUCAAGUCUGGUUCAAGUGAUGAUGGAUUCGUACAAUAGAACAAAGUCAGGGUUUCAGAGCCUUAUUCAGAAGGAAUGGGUAGUUGGAGGACACAGCUUUCUGGAUCGUUGUAACCACCUACAUAGAAGUGACAAAGAAGAGGCUCCUGUCUUUCUGCUCCUGUUAAAUUGUGUUUGGCAGUUGGUACAACAGUAUCCUCCAGCAUUUGAGUUCACAGAAACUUACUUAACUGUCUUGUCAGACAGCCUCUAUGUGCCGAUUUUUAGCACUUUCUUCUUCAACUCACAGCAUCAAAAAGACAAUAGCACGAGUGAUGAAAGCUUCAGGACACAAAGCGGUCCUUUCAGAUUCCUUACUGUGUGGGACUGGUCUGUGCAGUUUGGCCCAAAGGCUCAGGCUUUUCUGAACAACCCUCUUUAUGCAGAGAAGCCAAAACCAGAUAAAAGUCAACGGAAAACUGCACGAUUCAAACAUCAACGGCAACUUUCUCUGCCAUUGACACAAACAAAAUCUUCCACAAAGAGAGGGUUUUUCAGAGAGGAAACGGAUCAUUUAAUUAAAAACAUUCUGGGUAAAAGAAUUGGCAAGCUCAUAAAUUCUUCAGAUGAACCUCCUAACAGCUUCAGGGAAUUUUAUGAUAGCUGGCAUAGUAAACCUGUUGACUAUCAUGGUCUUCUGUUGCCUCGCAUUGAAGGCCCUGAAAUCAAAGUCUGGGCACAACGGUAUUUACGAUGGAUUCCUGAAGCCCAGCUUCAUGGUGGUGGUACAAUAGCUACAGCUGCCAAGAUUUUGGACUUGAUGGAGGAAGUGCAAAGCUUGCAGGCAAAACUGGAUGAAGAACAUAGUCAAGCUGUUUCUGGAGAUGUACAUUCUGUUCCACUGCUGAGAAAUUCCUCCCGUUUGUCAUCUUUGUUUCCAUUUGCUUUACUUCAGAGACAGUCUCUCAAACCAGCUUUACCCACUAGUACCUGGAAAGACUUGGAAGAUGAAGAAGACUUGGUCAAGAGGGAUGAUGAAUUUGUUGAUCUAAGUGGUGUUAUGACAAAAGAUAAAUUAUGAAUUUAUCUUAUAUAAAUUGACUAUAUAGAUUCAUAUAUAAAUUGAAAUAUGAAUUGUAUGUGGCUAAGCUCUUUGAAUGUUGUGCUGUAUCCUCAUAUAAGGAACUCACUCAAGCAUCUGCAGCCUGUUUUAUGGGUUUGUGGGGUUAAAUAGAAAACCUGCUUGGAAAGAACUAGUUGCUGUGAUUAACUGACUGUAUUUUGAACUUCCAUUUCACUCAGUAUUUAUUGCAGAAACACAUUCUAGCAUAGGAGUAACAAAAAAGAGAAGUUUAGGCUGGAGUAGCCAUAUGACUACUUUGCUUGUUUUUCUUUUUUAUAUGACAAAGCACCAUUACUUUCUAAUAUAAAGGUGGGAUACUAAAUACACACAGCAACAGUCAUCCUAACAAAAUCUUUUCCCCUUAUACUAAGAGGACUGUUAUUGAAGUACUGUGACUAAGAACUUAAUACAUCUGCAUUCUGCCCCUCCCCAUGUAAAAUAAACAGGGAAAGGUGCAUUCACAACUAAGCUUUUUACAGCUGAGGAAUAAACUUGGUCACUAGGGGUUUUCUGUCUGCUGUGGCAUCAACUGUAGUCAUGUGUUUGUCUACUUCAUCCUUAUCUGAUCAUGUUCAUCUUUGGCUUGCAGCACCUCACCUUAUGUGCUAUUAUCAUAGCAGCUUGGCUGCUCUAAGUUUAUGCAUGCACUUAGCUUAAAGAUCAGAUGCAAGAGCUUAACUACAUAUUUCAAGUGUUAAUGUCUGGCUGCUGUGCUAUAUGCCUUUGCUGCCUUGGAAUAUUAAGUCCCAAAUGUUUGCUGUUAGUUGUAUGAAAUGUGUGAAAUUCCAAUUUGCCAUGAGUUUUGGGUUUUUUCCUCCUUAAGAGACAGAUUUCCAUUUUGAUUUUUCCCCAUUUAUGCCAGUUGCCUUUGAGGCUUUCUGUAGCUUGCACUGAGAACCUUCCAUGUGGAAGGGAAGACUCUGUAUAAUCCUGCAGUGGAGCUGGAUUUUAAGUCUGUUGCCACUUGUCAUGAGUUGGCAGUACAGCUAUGACUGUGGUGUUCGUACCAUAUGAAUACUCGAAUCCUGUUGCUGGAUGUUGUAACAGUACCUCAGUGAAAAAAGCCAUAAAGAAAUUCCUGUUGACUUUAAUCUACUGUGCGUAUGCUUAUAUAUAGUAUUUUUACUGAAAAUAAUUUUCCUUUGUGAAGCUGAAUAUUACUUGACUGUCAAAUCUAUUUUGAACUCUUAAAUUCUAGAAUGCAACAAGAGUGGAUUGAAGUCAUGCAGUCAGUUACACUGAGAGGAUAAAUAUUUGAAUUUUCUCUAUUCAUAAAUAGAAAUCUGUGCUGGAAAACUUAGCUGGUAGAGAAAAUAUUGCUUACAUUAAAUCAGCUCAGUGUAAUUGGGGAUAUUAAAACUAGGUUACUAAUUAAUUACUUCACACUGAGUUGUAUUAAUAUGUAUAGCAAAAUUUUAUCAGCAGCCCUCUUAAAAUAAAUUUUAGUAUGUUAAAUGUGUUAAGGGGGAAAGAGGGAGAGCUUAAUUUCAGAACUCUUGCCUUAAGUCUUUAAUAGUGCAAGGACAAUACUUGAGUUUGUAGUGUUAUAUUUAAAAAUACAGUAGUACUUACGCUUUCUUCUGUGAUGCAUUUGAUUUUACAGCUUGCUAGAUCUUAGCAUCUUGAUCUUAGCACUUGCUAUAAUGGGCUGUCAGGCACAUGUCCUUCACAUUUUUAUUAUGGUAGUUCAAGUGACUCCGGUAUGCAAUAAUACUUCAUGUUGAAUGAGCAAUGCAUUUUUAUGGCAAAGAAAUACUUAUAAUAAUGUCAUUUGGGAUCAAGGAUCUUUUUUUUUUUUUUUACCACUGCCAUAAUAAAAGAUAAAUAAAAUGGAUUUUUCUAUACUUCUGAUCAAACUGUUGUAAUGUUUCAGUCAUGAAGAUUGCAUAUUUAUAUUAAAGAAGAGAUGUUGGACAUCUUAUUUGUACAUAAGUUAUUGGAAGUUUAUACAGAAGAAAAACAUAUAUGUGGAACUGAACAUGGAAACACUUCUAUUGUAGAGUAAAUACCAUUGUUACCAGUUUUCUGCACUGUGCAAUUGGAAAUGUACUUAAUAUUUUUACUCUGGGCUUCUGUUUAUACCUCCAAGUUUUUACACUGAAUGCAAGCUAGAAGCUUUCCAGUUUUGGCUGUUGUUUGUUUUGGUUUUUUUAAUACUGUUUUUUCUCUCUAAUGGGCUGUUUGGAGAGUGUGAAUAAAAUAUACUUUGACAUAUA